CAUAUUUACUGCUUCUAUUUGUAUAGUUAGUGGCAGCAGUGCCAGAAACAACACUGCUAGACGCAGCUCAAGCAAGAGAAAAGAAAAGCUUACUCAUUCAUAUGGCAGGCAAAGAAAACGACACAAGAUUUAUUAGUAACAAGCACGCCUGUGAGCCUUGCAGAUCCUUUGGUCAAAAGUGCAGCCAUUUGGUUAAGAAGCAGCGAGCCAAAUUCUACAUCCUCCGCCGCUGCAUAGCAAUGCUUGUCUGCUGGCGUGACCGCGGCGAGCCUUAAGGGGCCAUUUUGCUUUCAUCGUCUCUGCUUGUAUAGGAGUGUAAUUAAAAGAAGUGCUUUUGAUUAAUAUUACUAGUAUAAUUGUAGUUCAUUAUUAAUUUGAAGGAUAAGAAAAUUAUAUAGUGUUACAUGAGUUUUAUCCAGCCUUCUGCCAAAAAAAUUCUAGAUCUGUUUUAGGUUUUGGAUAUUUCCCUUAGGUGAAUUGUCCUUUCUUUUUUUUUUUGCCCUUUAUCUUCUUGUUGAAAGAUGAGGAAUGGUUUCUUAAGUCCAUACGAUUGUUGUAAUGGUUGCUUCCAUCUUCUUUUCUGUUGCUCCUUUUUCUUUCUUACUUUGCUUUUCUUGGAAUGCUGUGAAGUUCAAAUUUGUUGUUUAGCUGUCAAAAGGGUUGAUGGGACUGAAUGGAAAUCUGGGCUGUCAUCAAAUUCUUUGGAGGGGUUAGUGUAGUUAUGCAGUAGCAUAUUCAUCUCUCAUUCAUUGGUGGAAGAAUGGAAAUUCCUGUUUUUCUUCAUAUUCCUGGUUUGCACUUUCUUGUUGAUACUUAAUUUCAGAUAUGUUUCUUCAUUCUUUCUUGGCUAUCUGGACUCAUCAUGUACACAGUACACCAAUUUCGGUUGGAAGAGGUAAUUUGUAAAUUAGAGCAGAAAUUUUUC
Theobroma cacao (cacao) is the source of this 925-nucleotide messenger RNA. RefSeq names its product DVL family protein (gene ROT4). The record is from RefSeq and is a predicted model, not a curated record. Gene Ontology annotation, biological process: negative regulation of cell population proliferation. NCBI's taxonomy places the organism in Eukaryota, Viridiplantae, Streptophyta, Magnoliopsida, Malvales, Malvaceae.